GCCGGCCCGAGUGGAGUCACAACUGUGGUCUCCGGUCCCGGGGUGGCAGAAGCAUGGAUGUCGACGGCCGGUGGCGGAACCUGCCUAGCGGGCCAAGCCUAAAGCAUUUGACCGACCCUUCGUACGCGAUUCCUCCGGAGCAGCAAAAGGCGGCGUUGCAGGACCUGACGCGGGCGCACGUGGACUCCUUCAACUACGCGGUGCUGGAGGGGCUGAGCCACGCGGUGCAGGCCAUACCACCCUUUGAAUUUGCUUUCAAAGAUGAGCGCAUCUCUCUUACUAUUGUGGAUGCUGUCAUCAGUCCGCCAUCGGUGCCCAAAGGGACCAUCUGCAAAGAGCUCAGCGUUUAUCCAGCCGAGUGCCGGGGCCGGAGGAGCACCUACCGCGGGAAGCUGACGGCUGACAUCAGCUGGGCAGUGAAUGGAGUCCCCAAAGGGAUCAUUAAACAGUUUCUCGGCUAUGUUCCCAUCAUGGUAAAGUCUAAGCUUUGCAACUUGUACAACCUUUCUCCUCAAGCCCUCAUUGAGCACCGUGAGGAGGCAGAGGAAAUGGGAGGUUAUUUUAUAAUCAAUGGCAUUGAGAAAGUCAUCCGAAUGUUGAUUAUGCCUCGGAGAAAUUUCCCCAUUGCGAUGAUAAGACCAAAGUGGAAAAGCAGAGGACUUGGCUAUACUCAUUUCGGGAUUUCAAUGCACUGUGUGAGAGAAGAACAUUCUGCUGUCAAUAUGAACCUUCACUAUGUGGAGAAUGGCACGGUUAUGUUGAACUUUAUUUACCGGAAAGAGCUGUUUUUCCUUCCUUUGGGAUUUGCGCUUAAGGCUCUUGUGAGCUUUUCCGAUUAUCAGAUUUUCCAGGAGCUCAUCAAAGGCAAAGAGGAAGACUCCUUCUUUAAGAAUUCUGUUUCUCAGAUGUUGAGGAUUGUCAUGGAAGAGGGUUGCUCCACGCAGAAGCAGGUCCUUAACUAUCUGGGUGAACGUUUCAGAGUGAAGCUCAAUGUUCCUGACUGGUACCCGAACGAGGAGGCGGCCAAGUUCCUGUUCAAUGAGUGCAUCUGUAUCCACUUGAAAUCCGAUACUGAGAAGUUUUAUCUGCUUUGUCUCAUGACCCGGAAGCUCUUUGCUUUAGCCAGAGGAGAGUGCAUGGAGGACAACCCUGAUAGUUUAGUAAAUCAAGAAGUCCUUACGCCUGGUCAACUCUUCCUGAUGUUUCUGAAGGAAAAAAUGGAAAAUUGGCUAGUGUCUAUUAAAAUAGCUUUAGAUAAGAGGGCCCAGAAGACCAACGUAUCCAUAAACAAUGAAAAUUUGCUGAAGAUAUUUAGUAUGGGAUCAGAACUAACAAAACCAUUUGAAUAUCUUCUUGCUACUGGGAAUCUGCGUUCAAAAACAGGUCUUGGCUUCCUGCAAGAUUCUGGCCUGUGUGUUGUGGCUGACAAGCUGAACUUCAUUCGCUAUCUCUCCCACUUCCGCUGUGUGCACAGAGGGGCUGACUUUGCCAAGAUGAGGACCACCACAGUGCGCAGGCUGCUUCCAGAGUCCUGGGGCUUCCUCUGCCCUGUGCAUACCCCAGACGGGGCACCGUGUGGGCUGCUGAACCACCUGACUGCCGUAUGUGAGGUCGUCACGAAGUUUGUGUACACAGCAUCUAUUCCAGCCUUGCUCUGUGGCUUAGGAGUCACUCCUAUCGAUGCGGCACCUUGUCGGCCCUACAGUGACUGCUACCCUGUCCUGCUGGAUGGCGUCAUGGUGGGCUGGGUGGACAAGGAGCUUGCUCCUGACAUUGCGGACGCUCUCCGUCGCUUUAAGGUGUUGAGAGAAAAAAGAAUUCCUCCUUGGAUGGAGGUGGUCCUGGUCCCCAUGACAGGAAAACCAAGCCUGUACCCAGGGCUGUUCCUCUUCACCACUCCCUGCAGGCUGGUGAGGCCUGUGCAGAACUUGGAACUGGGUAAAGAAGAACUCAUUGGAACUAUGGAACAGCUCUUCAUGAACGUUGCCAUUUUUGAGGAUGAGGUUUUUGCGGGAACUUCCACACACCAGGAGCUCUUCCCUCACAGCCUGCUGAGUGUGAUCGCCAACUUCAUCCCCUUCUCCGAUCAUAACCAGAGUCCUCGGAACAUGUACCAGUGCCAGAUGGGUAAACAGACCAUGGGCUUCCCACUGCUCACUUAUCAAGACCGAUCGGAUAAUAAACUCUACCGUCUUCAGACACCUCAAAGCCCUCUAGUGAGACCGUGCAUGUAUGACUAUUAUGACAUGGACAACUACCCAAUUGGGACAAACGCCAUUGUAGCUGUGAUCUCCUACACGGGUUAUGAUAUGGAAGAUGCCAUGAUUGUGAAUAAGGCUUCUUGGGAACGAGGCUUUGCUCAUGGAAGUGUCUACAAGUCUGAGUUCAUAGACCUCUCUGAAAAAUUUAAGCAAGGGGACGAUAGUCUUGUGUUUGGGGUCAAACCUGGUGACCCCCGGGUUAUGCAGAAGUUGGACGAUGAUGGAUUGCCAUUCAUAGGAGCAAAGCUGCAAUUUGGUGACCCCUACUACAGCUAUCUAAACCUUAACACCGGGGAAGGCUUCGUGGUUUACUAUAAGAGUAAAGAAAAUUGUGUUGUGGACAAUAUCAAAGUGUGUAGUAAUGACACGGGCAGUGGGAAAUUCAAGUGUAUCUGUAUUACGAUACGAGUCCCUCGGAAUCCAACUAUUGGAGAUAAAUUUGCCAGCCGUCACGGACAGAAGGGCAUUUUGAGCAGGUUGUGGCCAGCUGAGGACAUGCCUUUUACUGAGAGUGGGAUGGUGCCAGACAUUCUGUUUAAUCCUCAUGGCUUUCCCUCCCGGAUGACCAUCGGUAUGUUAAUCGAAAGUAUGGCUGGGAAGUCUGCAGCUCUGCACGGUCUCUGCCAUGAUGCCACACCCUUCAUCUUCUCUGAGGAGAGCUCCGCCUUAGGGUACUUUGGGGAGAUGUUAAAGGCGGCUGGCUACAACUUCUAUGGCACCGAGAGGUUGUAUAGCGGCAUUAGUGGGAUGGAGCUGGAAGCAGAUAUCUUCAUCGGUGUGGUUUAUUACCAGCGCUUACGCCACAUGGUGUCAGACAAAUUUCAAGUUAGGACAACUGGAGCCAGGGACAAAGUCACCAACCAGCCUGUCGGGGGAAGAAACGUUCAGGGUGGAAUCCGCUUUGGGGAGAUGGAACGGGAUGCUCUCUUGGCACAUGGUACGUCCUUUCUCCUUCACGAUCGGCUCUUCAACUGCUCUGACCGCUCGGUUGCCCACGUAUGUGUGAAAUGUGGCAGUUUGCUCUCCCCACUGCUUGAAAAACCUCCUCCUUCCUGGUCUGCAAUGCGCAACAGAAAAUAUAACUGCGCUGUCUGUGGCCGCAGUGACACCAUCGACACUGUCUCUGUGCCGUACGUUUUCCGGUAUUUUGUAGCUGAGUUGGCAGCUAUGAAUAUCAAAGUAAAACUGGAUGUCAUUUAACUUGAUCCCGCUGUUAGCCUUUCAGGCAAAUGCCUAGCCAGCGCCCAGGGCCCUACGGCAGUACAUCAUAUAUAAUCUAUGCACAUGCACCGUGUGGCAGAGUAAAGCGUGAGGACCCCCUUUAAAGGCGAGCUCCACCCAUUCCUCGCUCUCUUUCCCACCGCUCCUCACAGAGGCCAGCAGGCAGCCAGGCCUUUGCACCUCUCCCUUCCAAUCCCUCCCUCUCUUCUCUUUUCUCUCCUCUCCUCUCUCCCCUCUCAUCUCCCUCAUCCCCCCUCCCCUCCCCUCCUCCUCUCCUAUCCUCUUCUCUUCUCCUCAACUCUUGUCCAUCUGUCCCCCAUAAGACCUUGUGAGCCCUGACACAUAGUGUGUCUGUCUGCUCUUGCCCACCAUUUUUAACAACAUUGGUGCUGUGUGACUUGGCAGGCCAUCCUGGUGCCUCCUCCUGCCCGCUGGCAGUCUGAGGUGCACCAGGACCCUGAACCUGGUUCAUCUACAACCCCCUCUGCACAACACCGGCUACUAUGAUUGUUGACUCUCCCCUCAAGAAGGGGGUGGGGGACACCACCUUCGGGGCUACACUGGUCCCUUUUGCCAGCAAUCACCCCUGGCCAUUCCCCAUGAGUGAGGUCUCGUUCCUCGUCUAUCGGACCUACAUGUCCCUUGGCCCCUGCCCUCUGUGUGCUGAUUCACUGGGCAGCUUGUACAUUUCUCAUCUCUCUGACCCAAACAUCCCUCGGGCUUAGCCCUGACCCCUGCUCUGUGUUUGAUGAAUCACUGAGCAGACUGUGCUAUCUCAAUUGAUCCUUGUUUAAUUUCUGGGAUGCUAGAAAUUCUAAAGCCAUUGGAUCUCAGUUUUUUCCGUUUUGUUUUUUCUCCUCUGCCUCACCCAUGGGGAAUAAGCCUAACAGUAAUAUAAGCCCGACAUCUCCUCUGGAAUGUCUUUUAGAAAACCUCAAACCUCUAUGCUUAAUGCCCUGCUUAAAGACUUCUAAACUCAUCUGCCUUUGCACCCAGAAAUGGCCCAAAUACCACUUAGAUAACCGGUUAAAAUGGCCACCUAAAGUCACUUUAGACCUUGAUAUUUUAUGGGAGCUUUCCAACUUUUGCCAGCAGAUGGGUAGGUGGAAGGAGUUGCCUUACAUACAAGCUUUCCAUAAAAGAAUCCAAUAUAUUACCCAAUCUUAUAGUCUCACCUUUCAUGAUAUAUAUAUGAUCCUAACUAACAACCCACUUCCUGAGGAGCACAAGCAAGUUUCAGAACAGGUUAGAAUACAUGCAGACACAAUUCAUCAAACUAAUGCAGCACGUCCACCCAGGGCCAAGGUGGUCCCUGAUCAAUCGAGGCCCACGAUGAGAUUAUAACACCCCAAGAGGUGCUCUAGCUAGAGACCAGUUUACAACCUGGCUCCUGGCAGGUCUCCGUAAGGCUGCCCUUAAACCAGUGAACUAUGAGAAACUCCCAGACUCAAAAAGGAGACUCACAGAACAAAUUUCAGUAUAACUCUACUAUUGCCUGCCCUCAGCAAUGAACCACCUGUGUCUCCUGGGUGCUAAGGUGUCACUAUGAUGAUGGGAAAGGAACAGGUGCUUUAAGGUUUGGUGGAGAUAGAAAAGCUUAACUGGUGAUAAGGAGAGAAUGAUUGGAGGUGUUCCAGCAGUCUCAAUAAUGUUCAGCGCCCUCAUUGCCCGCCCACUUGCCACCCCUAACUCCUCGCUUUUUUAUAAUAAACAAAAGAGGGGAAUGUUGGCAUUUCAGGCAAUUACCUAGCUAGCGCCCAGGGCCUUAGGGUCCUAUGUUACCUAAUCUAUGCACUGCAUGGCUGUGUAAGCCUCCAUACACAUGCGCUAGGACCCCUUUAAAGGCAAGCUCCGCCCAUUCCUCAUGCUCUUUCCCACCGCUCCUCACAGAGGCCAGCAGGCAGGCAGACUUUUGCGUCUCUCCCUUCCAAUCCCUCCCUCUCCUUUUCUUCUCUCAACUCUUGUCUCCCUCCUCAAUAAACCCUCCAUGUGAGCCCUGUUGCAGGGUGUGUCUUUCGGCUCUCACCCGCCGUUUUUAACAACACCGGCCAUCUGAGUGAAGAGAUUAGAACAAAAGGUGACUUUAAUCCAGGGAAGGUAUUGUGGAUUCACUCUGGAUCUGAUGCCAAGAACCGGCAGCUGAGAAUUCAAGACUUUCCUGCCUCUGAAACCUGCUGAAGUUGGUUUGUUAUAUUUGUUUAAAAAUGUUCUUAAAUGACUUCUUUACAAUGAUUUGUUGAUCAUAGAUCAUGCAGGAACACCUCCUUUCCAGGCCCAGGUUCACUGGUCCCUGCUUUCAGUAGCAGAGUUUGUCUGUCAUCAUCCAGAGCAGGGCAGUAUAAUAAACAGAAAAUGGAAGCCACAAAUGUAAUUUUUAUUUUUAUAUACAUGUAAAGUUAAGCUAUUUCAUGCAUAUAAUUUGAUGGAUUAUAACAUAGGUAUAGUCUGUGAUGUCAUCAUGGUCAAGGUAAAUAAACAUCUGUUAUCUCCAAA
This is a messenger RNA of Peromyscus eremicus (cactus mouse), 5975 nucleotides long. RefSeq names its product RNA polymerase I subunit B (gene Polr1b). The coding region runs from base 54 to 3461 and encodes 1135 amino acids. The transcript is spliced from 15 exons. Gene Ontology annotation, molecular function: DNA-directed RNA polymerase activity; DNA binding; ribonucleoside binding. The record is from RefSeq and is a predicted model, not a curated record. Gene Ontology annotation, biological process: DNA-templated transcription. Gene Ontology annotation, cellular component: nucleus; RNA polymerase I complex. Lineage: Eukaryota; Metazoa; Chordata; Mammalia; Rodentia; Cricetidae.